UUAUAAUAUGCUUGAAAUCAAAACUUAAAUAAUUAUGAAAACUAAAGGAAAAAUAUAAAGAAAUAGAAAUUUGGAAUAAAAUAUAUAAAUAUCGAAAACAUGCAUUAUCCAUAAUCCUUGAACAUCCCCAUCCCCAUCCUAAAACCACCACACCGUUACCAUGAAUUGCCACAGUGGACGGCGACUGUCAUCGUACGUCUCUAUACCACGAAAGCGGAACCCCUUAAAAGGGACUGUCAUCGUGGGAAUCGCUCUCUAAUAGGGAACAGUAUUGAGUGCUAGUGAAAGUGCAAAUCCCUCCGGAAGGAUAACCGGACAUCCUCGGUUCGGAACGGUGACAGGACCUGGAAGACAUCCUCUGUGUUCUCGAGGCGCCACUAUCCGUGGCCGGCGGCACGACACGACGGCAUUCGAGUCCACGCUCCCUCAACCGGCGGUGGGACGCCCGCUUCCAAGCUGUGGUCUGCCGAUGCAAAAGCCAUUCAUCACGUCGUUGGUCAACCGAUGCCAUUCACGGUGGUAAGUCGCGGAGAAGCCACGUUCCACGGCCCGCAGAGCGAGAAGCAGCGACGUGUCAAGCCUAGAGAAAUCGCCAGCCCCGACCCCGGUGAGCGGACAUUUCGUGAGGACAAAGACGGUUUCCCCUCCGCCGACGAACGAUGGUGUGGAGCAGCGCUCGAAGCCGUAUGUGGAGGAUCCAAACGGCAUUUUGCAGAACGUUUCAGUGGUAAAGGUGUGUAAAUUUCCUUUCAAUCUAUUCAUUUCCUUUGUCACAAAGAGCAUGCAAAUUAAAAUGAAUGAUCUGUGAACUAUGAAAUUAGAACUAUUUUUCUUAAUGAGUGCAUAGCCCUGAUUAAAUUGAAAUCUAAUCUCUUUUUCGGUUACUCCACCUUGUUUUUUAUUCAAGGGAAGUCCUUCCGCUAUUAACCAAUUCUUUCUGGAGCUUUCUGAAUUAUUAGUGAUACGACCCUGAGUCCCAGGACAAAGCCUGGAAGAGGACAAUAGGUGUCCUGAUCAAUAAGAUAGUCUUACAAUUGGCGCUCAACGUUAAAGAAAAGGUUUCCAUUUUAACUAUAAAGUGGAACCCUUUUCAUCCACGCUCCGGGAAGAAUUGGAAACCAUUCCAAUUGUUCUUAACAAUAGUGUAAUUGUGAUCAGAAAAGUAUUGUUAUCAAUGAAAGUGCUUUCGUUCAUUCAAACGGGUUCGAGUGAUGAAAACUGCUAUUCAAUUUAUUGUUCACCUCUCGUACAAUCAAAAAGAAAUUGGCUUUUGUUCUCGAUAAUAUUUAGUAAUUAAAUUAGCAGAGUUAAAUAAAUAAUUAGUGACUUUUUUAUGGUGAUAUAUUUCAGUUGUUCAGUUUUAUAUUUUCAUUGUUAUUUUUCAAAAUCAUUUUCUAUUAUUCUUAUUAUUAUUAUUAUUAUUCUUAUUUUUUUGUUUCGGUUAUGGUUUAUAGCAAGUGAACAGUUAAUUUUAUACUCGUUUACGUUAAAAAACUAUUAUUUUUCUGUUUUUGUUUGGUAAGAAUAAUAAGUAGUAGUUUCUUUCAGUAUAAUAUAGUAUAGGUUUAGUCUUUUUGGUUUUUUUUCUUAUUUUUUCAUUUUUUAUUGGUUUUUGAUACAUUGUUCAGAAAUGGCAGAAGCACAAACAAAUUUCACUCAAGCGGUGGAUAAAAUUCGAGAGUGGUACCAUAGUUUGAGGGUGGAUCACUUAUCACAGGAUGAGCUCGAUUUUGAACUGGACAUCCGUUCAAUUAUAAUACGCGAUGAUCCCACAUACUCGAGAAGGCGAAGAAGCCUCCGUGAUCAUUUGAAAUCAGAAAAGGAGAAACAAACAAUAAUCGAAGUGGUACUGGAAGUCAAUUGGGAAGAAACUAUACAAACGUUCCGGCAAUAUUAUGACAAAUUAUGCGAAGGGCUUCAACAAAAUGACAAAAAUCUCAGAGUGAGAGGUCAAGCCAAAUUGUUACAUUUCGGGCAUAGGAUUGUUCUUCUUUUGAAUAAUUCUGCAGAUUCGGGAGAGGGGGAAACAUUUUUGAGAUCGAUGCUCAUGGAGGUGGUGUCUCUUUUAGAGAAGUACUUCUAUACUGGUAAACAGGUGCCUAGUGCCAUAAACCCCGAUGGUUUGAGUGACGAGCCGUUGCUUGAUUUGUUCCGCUUAGAAGGUGACUUACCCGCGGCGGCUAGAAAUGUGGUGGUAGGUAGAGAGGUUCCAAUAGAAGGAACUAUGCUCCAGGGGGAAACUCCGGUAGCCUCGCAGUAUGAAGGGAGUGAUUGUGUUCUUCAAUUGAAGGCAAGAAUAAAAGCGCUGGAAGCGGAACUGAACAAUCGAGACAAAUCGAGCAGUGAGGGGGUUCAGACUAACGAAUCGGGAAUGACUAGUAGUAAACAGCUACCAUCGAGUGAACGACGAGCAAACACGGAGUUUCUCUCAGCAGGUCCCACUCCCCGCACUUCAUCUUACCCUUCUCAAUACCUCCCAAUGGUUAGCACUGCUAAUCCAAUCACUAGCGUAACGUUUUCAAUUCCACAGAGCUACUCUUCUGUCUUGCCUCCGUUGUCUACCUCAUGGCACAAUCACCUUUUGAAAACCUCAAAUGUACAACCACAGAGUUACACACAACCUGCGAACACCUGGUUAGGAAAUCCAGCCGGUAACGCUUCAGCUUCUAUCCCAUGUCUAGGUUCUACUAACAUGACUAGCACACAGCUUCCCAAUCCAUGGCUACGACCUUCAAACAUGAGUGGUAUGCAACACUGCAAUCCGUGGUUAGGUAACCCAAGCAAUGCACCGAUUCCCAGCUCAUCGAUAGGUUCUGGGGCACCGAUUUCCAAUCUUUUCCCCAAUCCGUCACUUACACCUUUCAAUCCAGUCCUAUCCGGUAACCAGGGACGAAAUUCUCUGCCAGUGUCCAAGUGGACAAUAACCAAAUAUGAUGGCGAAGAUCAAGGACUGAAAAUGAACCAGUUCCUGGGAAUGGUUCACGCAAUGGCGGUCGCUGAACACGCUUCAGAGGCUGAACUUUUCGAUUCUGCCAUUCAUCUUUUUAAAGGACCGGCGCUCCAAUGGUAUAUGACCAUGAGGGCCACAGGCCGUUUACUGAAUUGGCAACAUCUACUUCUAGAACUUCGGAGAACGUUCAUGCACCCUGACCUAGACACACUCAUAAAAAUGAAAGUCUAUCAAAGACACCAGUCUAGGAAUGAAACUUUUCUCCAAUAUUACCAUGGCAUGGAGGAACUUUUCGGAACCAUGAGCGUUCCUCUUCCAGAAUAUGAGAAGGUUCAGAUCCUUAUGCAGAAUAUGCGGAUCGACUACAAGAAGCAGUUGAACUUUCUUCCGAUCGCUGAUCUUCCGACCCUUGUGGCGGCCGGUCAGAAGAUCGAUUCUGUAAACUUUUCGGUCUACAAUAAAGUUUUUGGAUCUGAUAAGUCGGUGAAUGUGGUUGAAUCUCCAGGAUCAACCACUAAACUGAAACCGGAGAAACAUCCGAACCAACUCCCUUCUUGCCAACAGCCUCCGCAUGUGGGCAACUCUUCGCAAACAAACAGACACCAGAAGGGUUCACAGUCCCAUGACCUUCCUCGUCGGGGGUCAACUCGUCCACAAUCCACUCUAGAAGAAAUGAUUGCGUCACAUCAGCCUCUUUCAAAAAGGCAUUGCUUUAAUUGUGGCGUAUUCGGGCAUCGUAUCGAUCAAUGUCGUCUACCCAAAGGAGUUCUAUGUGAGAACUGUGGGUUCCGUGGCUACCCGUCUAACAAUUGCCCUUUUUGUGUAAAAAACGCCAUAUCAGCGAGUCAAAACCGCCGCUCGCUGAGUCAAAAUCACUAGGCGUAGACACUUCCCCAUAUUUCGAGCCGGCAUCGGACACAUUGUAUCCGAGAUCUCCGUCAUCGUACACAAUUUCUUACCCAUUUUUAAACGAUAAUCGUCCCUAUACUUUGGUGACGGUCUAUGGAGUUAAUUUCCGAGCACUUCUUGAUAGUGGAAGCAACCUCACGUUGAUCAAUGAAGUGGUGUACAAUUCUAUCAAACCGAAACAAAUAUUUCCCCUCCAAAACCCAAUAUGUUUACGCACGGCGAGUGGAGAAACACUCAGUGUGAAGGGACAAGUAUACUUACCAUUUUUAUGGAACGGAACGACCAAGGUUGUCCCUACUUUGGUAAUCCCAAACCUCGCAAUAAACUGCAUAGCGGGGAUGGACUUUUGGAAAACUUUCCACAUCCAACCCACCAUCACAGGGUGUGCGAUGGUUGAGAAUACCGGAGAAGAACUUAACCAAGAGCUGUUACCGUCCUCGUGUAUUCUGACUUCUUCAGAGCAGGCGACGAUAGGCCAGAUAAAGAAACUUUUUCUACCGGCCCGGCCCGGACAAUUAACCACCACUCCGCUGGCGGAGCACACUAUCGAAAUUGCUGAAGAAUGGCGGAGAAAACCGCCAGUUAGGCAAUUUCCCUAUGUCAUGUCCCCAAAAACUCAAAGCCUGGUUUCGACAGAGUUACAAAGGUUGCUAGACGCAGGUAUUAUAGAACCCAGCAACUCUGAUUGGUCACUUAAUUGUGUCCCAGUUGUCAAACCUCACAAGGUUCGGCUCUGUUUGGAUGCGCGCAAGGUUAAUGAGCGUACUGUUCGGGAUGCUUAC
Molecule: messenger RNA, 4641 nt
Organism: Armigeres subalbatus
Lineage: Eukaryota; Metazoa; Arthropoda; Insecta; Diptera; Culicidae
Exons: 2
Coding region: 1631-3829 (732 amino acids)
Molecular function (GO): nucleic acid binding; zinc ion binding
Source: RefSeq, a predicted model, not a curated record